UCCUAUCGACCUCGCCAUUUAUCAUCUUAUGUUUUCAAGAUAAAUUUCGUUACACGGUGAACAAAUUGGACGAAUGAAUUGUAGAUUAAUAGGGUAUAAUUGAUGAAUAUCUAAUAAUUUCUAAUAUAUUUGUGAGUGAUCCAAGUGAUUGAAUAAGUAGUGUACAAGUUGUGAGGAUGUAUCUAGUCCCUGGAUAACUAGAAUCAUGAAUAAGUGUGAUCACAUGGGAAAGUGUCAACGAUCAAUAACAUAACCAAAAUGAAGUGAUCAAGUUUUUUUUAGCGGUGUUUGAUCAGCUCUUUUUUUUUUCUAAACCAUGGUGUCUAGUGAUGUUGAAAAAUUCUUACCUGAGCCUGAGAAUUAUGCAAAAUGCUUCCACGAGCUGUUUAAAAACCUUGGUGAAGUUCAAAGGGCAAAGGCAGAUUGGAAGAAAUCGAAGAAAACGAAAACAGCGAAGAAAAAAGACAAGAAAAACAAGUUGGAUGUGGGUGGUGAUAUAAGCUACAACAAUCCACCAGAAGUAGAACUGCCUAGCAAUGCAUCUGCAUUUGCAGUUUUUGCCAGUGUCAGAGCUGCAGUUUUGGAAAAACAUGCUAGAGCUACAACUGAGGUCUUCAGGACCUCAAGUUGUAGUUCUCCACCAUUACCUGACCUUAGCGAUACCAUCGAUAGCGACAGCGAUGAAGAAGUCAGAAUUUCAGCCCCACAUAAUUUACCAAAGAUUGUCGGCAUCGGAUUACGUAGUGUGUUUACAUUAAUGCGAGAAAGUAGAACGGUCGAACCCCAGUUAUGUACAAAAGCUUUAUGCGCGCUCUUAGAUGUAUUGCAAGGCCAACUUCCCGAAGGUCUCGGAUCUGAACCUGAUGACGUUGUUGAUCCGCUUUUCGAUCUUUUGCUGGACCUCGCGACAUCACACGGACCAGAAUCAGCAGCGGCCAAUGACGGGAGUCAUUUGACCGCUGUUGCUUGCGCGUGUUUGCUGAGCUUAGUUGUAGUUAGAGGUGACACUGGUCAACUAUUAGCGGCAACAGCUGCUCUACUGAUGUGCCCAAGAGCACUUGCUGCUCAAAAUAUUCAAAUGCCAUGUGUAUUGACCGCGUUACAAAGAAGUGUCCAUAGCGUUUUGCUUGGUAAAUUAGCAAGACCCGAUUGGAUAACGCACGGAGUUCCUAAAAGUUCUAAGAUUAAUACAUCUACGCUUAAAUUACUAAAUGAAAUGAGUAACGUUGUACUGAACGGGAGGAGUUUCGUCAGCGAUGGAAAGUACCUGUAUUUACACACCAGUCGGGGAUUGUUGAAAAUCGGUAGCGGACAUGGUGGGACUAUUUGGGGGCAUUUAUACGCUCAUAAAGUAGAUUUUUAUCCAACGGAAACUGGGUGGCUAGGAUUUGCGAACGGACUGCUAUAUUUUAAAUGCACGCCCAGAAAGCAAUGCGAGUUAUUAAUAUUAGAUGCAGAAACCUUGGUAGUGCGAGGUGUAGCUGUAUUGGAAGGUCGCGACUGGCCGGCAUCUGUGAUGUUUUCAGAUGGAGAAAAUUUGGGCAUGAUUACCGCAGCCAAGGAUGAAGGCUUUGUUGUACGUACGAUAAAUACACUGAGUAAUCCCGUGACCGUUACUUCUGAGUUACCAUUAAAACUGGCAAGAAAAUGCGUCGACGUUAUCGGUUCCUCGUCUUUCGACGAAGAACAAAAUGUUCACACGUUAAAUAUCGGUUGUGACGACGAAAUUUCUUUCGUAACAGCUGGCAAAGAAUUUGCCUUACUCAGAACUGUUAGUGGAAAGGUAUUGUACAGUGGUAAAAGAAGUUCUUUAGGUAUAAAAGGAAAUGGACGGCCUAACAGAUGGUCUGAACUAACUCUGGGAAAAGGAUCUCGAGUGACCCAUAUUACAGCAGGUCACGAUGGGCAACACGCCAUAAUCCUUCUGGAAGAUGGAUCUGUAUUAUUCGCUGGAACUGCGAGACGUGGGGAGGAUGGUGAUAGUAAUAAGGCUCGGCGGCAGCCGAAACCAGUAAAACCAAAGAAAAUGCUCAAGGUUGAGGGACAGUUUAUUGUCGAUGCAGCCUGUAACAAUGGAUCAACUGCUCUCGUGUCAAAAGACGGUUCGGUCCUGAUGUUUGGAAAAGAUACGACACAUUGCGACAGCGUUUCCGGUGUUGUUACAGAUCUCAGCGACGUUCAUGUCGCGCAUGUCUCUCUUGGAAAAGCCCAUGCUGUUGUUCUGACCAACAAGGGACAAGUUUAUACAUUCGGUAUAAAUAACAAAGGGCAAUGUGGUAGAGAUUUCACCACUAGCCAUGUCGCAAACAAAGAAGUCACUGUUGUGGCUAUGGAGACCGGUACCGGUGAAGAUGAAUUAAUCGUAGCUGAAGAAGACGGCAGAGGUCCGAGCGAUGAAUGGGAAGAAGCGGCUGGUAUGUGCCCAGCUGGACAACAUCAAUGGAGACGCAGAGUUUGUAUGGUGUGUACAGUAUGUCGAGAAUGUACCGGAUACAGCAUCAGUUGUCUCAGCAGUAUCCGUCCUGAUCGUAAUCCUGGCCAAGAAUGUGGUUGUGGAGAAGGUGACAGUGGUUGUGCGGAAUGCGGGUGUUGCCGGAUAUGUGCCAGAGAGAGUGUCGACAACGGAGGUGAAUUGGCAGUCUUGGGUCCGUCUGGAGUUGGAGAUAUUACGGAUAUGAUGAGAUUGGACGUGAUGUUUGGAGCGAGGCACGGUGUCAAAUUACCCGAUCAGAUACAAAAAAGAUUAGAAGAAAGACGGCAAAGACAGAGAGGAAAACCAGGUCCGAGUGUGACUAAAUUCGCGAUGAAAAUGAAAGGUGGCAACAAUCAGAGAUCGGCUGGUCCAAGCGUCAUUCCUCAGAAAGGAUCUGCGGGCAAAGGAGGAGUUGCAAUCCCUAGCAACGUCUUGGUCGAAGAAGGAGUCGGUGGAAGCGAUCUGGAAAGAGGAGAUGCCGCACGAGUUUCCAGUCUUCCACCGGCCAGAGUGCCAAUUCCAUCCGAUAGUCCGGUUGUACAAAUCGCAUGCGGUCUUCAUCAUACAGUUGCUCUUUUACAAAAUGGGCAAGUAUACACAUUCGGUAGUAACAUAUACGGGCAGUUAGGAGCUGGAGAUUUAAUAGCUCACGCAGGUCCGGUUCAAGUGAAGUUACCGAGUAUUGCUUCUCACAUCGCGGCCGGCAGUAAUCACUCUGUUGUAUUAACAUCAAAGGGAGAGGUUUAUACUUUUGGGGCGUAUCAGAAAGGACAAUUAGGCAUGAAUUGGUGGAGCGGGCAAAAUGACGCGACCAAUGCAAGUUCGCAAACAAAUCGUAGAUCUGAAAGAUCGCAGCCAUGGCAUAGUUUUCCCAAUAUCGUACCGAACAUUGGACCAAGAUGGGGCCGGCGAGCGACUUGGGUUGGCGCAUCCGGCGAUCAGACUUAUAUAAAAAUUGAUGAAAUUAAUUCCAUUAGUCUGACAAGAAGCACGGUUAUGGCAAAUAAAAAUAGUAUCAUUCUACUGCCGAAUCAAAAUGAUCACGCGAACUCUUUCAAGUGUCUCGUGAUAAAUAAACGUGACGGAAACUGUAACAGCUACAGCGGCACGGAUCAGGUUGAUUUUAGUCAUACGGCAACUUGUUUAGAUCCACUGUACAAUGUCAUAUGGAGUUUUAAUCCUGCUAAUAACGAAAUAAAUUGCUACAACAUCAUAUCUACCGAAACCCGAUCGAUUCCGGGUCUGGAAACUUCCAUACUCAACUCCGAAUUGGCGCUACCAGUUGUCGCUAAUUGUUUUGUAACGAGAUCUCAAGCAGCAAUGCAUCUUUUGGGCUGCCUCGACACUCUCACACAAGCCCAAGAUGAGAAAUUGGUAGUCGUCGAGGAGCAUGAAUGCACACAAUCUUGUCAAGGAAAAGUCUAUAGCAGGGAAGACUUCGUUGCGGUUAACCGAUUUGAGAGUCACGGUGGUGGCUGGGGAUAUUCCGGUCACUCGAUAGAAGCGAUUCGCUUCAUGGCGGACACAGAUAUAUUGUUGGGUGGUUUCGGAUUGUUUGGCGGGCGAGGGGAAUAUACUGGAAAAAUAAAACUCUUUGACAUCGGGAUGGACGGUGAUCAAGAAACGGAUGGUGAACUUAUCGCAGAAACCGAAGAUAUUGCUUACGAAUGCGGGCCGCGACAAAAGUAUCCAAUGUUGUUUGACGAGGUGAUACCUUUGCAAGCCAAUCGUUGGUAUGUCGCAUGGGCAAGAGUUAGCGGCCCUUCGAGCGAUUGCGGUUCUAGCGGACAGGCGAUGAUCACAACUGAAGAUCAGGUACUGUUCUACUUUAAAUCUUCGAAAAAAUCUAAUAAUGGGACGGACGUGAACGCCGGGCAAAUACCGCAGCUCUUAUAUUGCGUUAUAACGCCGGAAAAUCAAACUCCAAACAGACAGAGUGAUCAGGGCGAACCGGUGUACAUAUUGACCAGAGAAUUCAGCAGAACUGUGACCAAAGAAUGUUUCCAAUCAUUAAUAUCUCUGCUGCAAUGGAGUUGGAAUACUCUGAAGGCAGGCUUGUUGGACGCGGCUGUUCAUGUAGGUUCGUCUUCGCAUGCAAUGUUAGAAAUGGAAAGGCUAGUUUACAUCAGUAAAGCCAGUCUCAGAUUAUUACGAACUUAUACCAACGAAAUUUAUCCAAAUCAAGUCGGCAAAAAAACUCCACCGGAAUCUGUACGACUUGCCGAAUGUAUAGGUGAAGUUAGGGGGCUGCUUCGUCAAAUUCUUUCAGAUGUUAUUCCAGUGACCGCUAAAAGUAAAGGCAAGACGCGUACCAGCAGAAGUUCGUUGACCUUAUGUAAUAAAAUGACCGGAAGCAUCCUGGACGAGUGUCACAAAACAUUUGUGUCUUGCUAUCACGCGUUUUAUCCGACCGCGUACCUGAAGUGGACAUCACUUUGCGAUCUCUUAGCCGAAAUCGACAAGGACCAAGGCACCUCUUCGAAGGACAGAUUGCUGUCGGCGGUUUUAGCUUCUCUGUGUCAUCCAUCGGUUCGACUUCGUUCCACAUUUCCAAUUUUGAAUAACGUGAUGGAUAGCUCGGACAGUAUAAAGCGUCAACUGAGUCCAUCUGAUAAUGCCGGCCUGCCAAUGAUGAACUCUACAGAGGCUCAUCACUAUCCAAUUCUAGUCGAACAGAUAAGCUACAAAUCUCAGAUCGAAAGUUCCAACAGAGGAUCGUUGAAUUGGUCUUUUCGCGAGGUAUUGGACAGACUUUUGGACCUGGUGUUGAUUCCAGUUAGAAAAAGUCUAUGCCGCGAAAAGAGUCACUCUUUGCCAGACCUCGUUUUGCAUUGCUGUCAUUUAUUGGCAAGAGUCAUCGCUGAAUUAGCGUCACAAUCGAGCGGAAAUGAGAACGAAGUACAAGGAGCUUGCGGUCGACUGAUGUACACGACACCGUCCCGAUUCACACGAAUGAACCAGAGCAGAUCUUGGAAUACCGGCAAUGGAUCACCGGACGCUAUCUGUUUUUCCGUUGAUAGACCGGGUAUCGUUGUUGCUGGUGUUGGAGUCUACGGGGGCGUCGGUGUCUACGAAUACGAGUUGGAAUUAUUGGAUGACCAAAAUAAUACCGGCAACGAUCCUUCGCAUACUCAGCGUUGGAGCAGCUUAGAUUUUUCGAGAGGCUCUUUUGCGCCGGAAGAUUGCGUUAACGAUGUAGUUGAAUUAAAGUUUGACAAACCCGUUGCUAUUAAAGAAAAUGUCAAGUACGCCAUACGUCUGCGUAAUCGCGGUGGUCGAACGAGCAACGGAGAUGCUGGUCUCAGUGUGGUAAAAGGACCGGACGGAACCACGUUCACAUUCACCGCUUGUUCCUUAAGUUUCAAUGGCACAACUCAAACUCGUGGACAGAUACCCCAUAUUCUGUACUAUUCGAAUCCUCAAGAUUCAGAUAGUCAACAGUCCAGUAAAGCUAUGGCAGAAAUGCAAGCGCGAAAAUGUACUUUGGCCAUGACCGCCACCAUAAUGCAACGUGCCAACGAAAUUUUAUCCCUGGCAAGAGAAAGGGCGGAAGAUUUUUCGUCCAACGAGAUUCUUGGUAACGCGGCGUUCGUUACCACUCUUUUGCCACUGCUCAUGGCGCACAUCAGCCCAUUGGCAACAUCAGAUCCAAGGAGCGGCGUUCAAGUGCUCACACUUAUACAAGAAAUGCUUCCUCACAUCUCGGCGCUAAAUCAAAUAUCGUCAAUGGGUACGUCGCAAGUAUCGCAGGACAGUGAAAUUCAAUCGCACGCUGCUCCGCCGCUUACGACAAGCCAACAUUAUACUUGGCUGGAAAGUGAUCACCCCUAUAAACCGGCAACGGUAUCCCACUACAAAGUCACAUUUUCCGAAUCCGUAAAAUGGCUUAGCGUUGAGUUUACACCCGAUUGCGGAACCGCACAACCGGAAGAUUAUCUACAACUUUACGUACCUAGCGACAUCGUUAGCCCGCCGAUUAAUGCUGGCGCCACCACCGUAACUUCGGAAGAAAAUCUUCCGCAUUGGCCGGUUCUUCAUAAGCUGAGUAGUAUACCGAGUCAGUGGCCACAAAAUGCUGUCGUCUUACCGGGGAAUGAAGUAGUGUUCUCGUUGGAAACUGCAUCCGAUUACGUAAAGGACGAUCGUUCCAAUACCUACGGUUUCAAGUGCUUGGUCAUCGGAUACGAAUGGAUCGGCGGAGUCGGCGGUUUGAAGCAUCUGGAAACCGAACUUGCCUUUCUCGGCGGUGCUUGCGCCGCAAGUUUAAUGAAAAAGCACCUCGCGUUGCCACCCGUGUCAAUGGAGGAAGUUGAAGAGGAUCUCGAUUUAGCGCAGGAUACAGCCAAGCGACUAUUCUCCAGCUAUUCGGCGCUACUGGGAAGGGGAUUCGCACUCGCAUCUCCUCCUACGGUGACCCAGGCACUCGACGGAGUCCUUCCGUUUAGCUGCCAUUCGAACGAGCGACUCUUUUUGCGAGACUUCGUGUCGUGCACAGCGGGAACGAGCGGUGGAAGAUUAGCCCGAUGGCUCCAACCGGACAGUUUCGUAGACCCCGCAAAAUGCGAAGCUCUUUACUCGAGAGAGGAGAUGAGAUGCGGAUGGCCGGCUAUCGUGACAAUUCUGACCAGAGACCAGUACGGCGAGGUCGUUCACGUUUCCGGUCUGAAGAUCGAGGUGAAGGCGGUCCCGAUCGACAAAAAAGACAUAUCCGAUUCGGAUCAGGGUAGAAAAAUGCGUCGGGUCUCCCAACCCGAUCCGAUGACCUUCGGAGGUCAUCCGCAACCGUCUCUCGACGUACCGUACGAAGUAACGGUCAAUAACAAAAUGUGCUUUUACGCCAUAACCAUCAUGAAAGCUUAUCAGAAUUAUUCGUUCGAAGAAUUGAGGUUCACUUCGCCAGCGGUCAAAAGAUCCAGCGAAAGUAUGCUGGUCAGACCGAACGGAGAUGGAAGUUACAGCGCUACUUGGACUCCCGCAUCCGUGGGCUGGUAUUCUCUCAUGGUCACCGUCGACGGUUACUCCAUGGAAGACAAUUACAAGGUCGAGGUCAAGGAGCCUCCCCAGGGCAUGCAGCCUCCGACGCAGAAUAUCGUGAAGAAACCUCAGCAUCAACCUAGCAGACUCAGAAAAUUUGUUGCGAAAAAUAGCGCUGGGCUGAGAAUCAGGGCGCAUCCAUCUCUCCAGAGCGAGCAGAUAAGCGUCGUUUUCGAAAACGAUACCAUUGCUUUCAUAGACGAGAUUCACAACGACGACGGGGUUUGGUUGCGACUCAACGCGGAAACAAUAAAACAAUAUUGUAACAGCGGUCAUCCCGAGGCUUGGUGUCUUCAGUACAAUCAACAUUUGGGUAAAACGUUGUUGCUGCCCGUCGAAGAGCCCAAGACUAUUCUGGAGCAAUUCAUAAGAGAAACAAUUUUGAGAAAAAAACCAGACCACACCGACGAUCGAAGAAAAACCGUGACUUUCGACAGCGGGAAAUGUAUGGUUGUCGUGAAAUGCGGAGCUUCCGGUCACAACAUCCGAAGCAGCCCCAGUCUCAAGGCUCCUCCGGUCGGGAUGCUGGGACUCGGCAAUUCCAUAACCAUUCAGGAAUACCUCGUCAAUAACGAAGGGACCUGGGUUCAAAUGGACGACGACGCGGCGAGUAAAUACUGUUUUCAAGCCGAGGACGAGGCCUGGUCGUUGGCGAUCAACAAGCACGGCGUUGCGUACAUGAAACUUGAACAGGAGCUCGAAAAUGAUCAGACGGAGAGAAAGCAGAUGGUGCCGGACACCUCAUUUUCCCACGAUAACAUCGGAUUCGAUUUUUCCGCACCAUCUGGCAGCAACGAAGGAUUCAAUUUUACUUCGCGAAAUCCCACACCCGGCACCGCCGGCUCCGGAGAUGGAAACAAUAUAAAUCCAUUCGUGUUCGGGUCGUACAAUCAGCACGAUUCUCCAGGCAGCGACAGAUUCACACCGGAGAAGGUCGACGUCUCCCCGAAAUUUCCGAAAUCACAUGCCAAAGAACGAGCGGCGAGAGAACGCGAGCGGGAGAGCGGUGGUAAAUUCAGCGUUCUGCAAAAAUGGUUGCGCGGCGAAGACAAGAAUCACGGAGAUAAGAAAGGAUCAUCCGGAAAAGAUUUUCCGGAAUUCGUCGGAGUCUCGGUCAAGGAAUUGGUCAAAGCUAUAGGCGAGAGCAGAGCGAACGGGAAUGGGUCGACGCCGCCGGAAACGCCGAGAAAAACGUCCAGGAGUUCGUCUCCGAAAAACACCCAAGGUGGGUCACCCAGAUUUCACAGCCGUUCUUCUAGCCCGGUCCCAAUACCCGCGGGGUCCAGCCGACAGCCAGUUGGUUCUGUCAACUGCCUAUUUCCUCCCGCUGCUAACGUUACAGGUGGGAGAAAUUUGAUAGGCGGGGGAGACAGUGCCGGCAGCAGCCCUCUGCUCUGUGGCUCCCCUAGAAGUAUCGGGAUAUCUCCGCUGGCAUCGGGAGCAACGAUGGACAGUGCCACGUCUCAUCGCCGGGGUUCGACUCAGAGCGAUACGAGCGCGUUGGUCAGCAGUCUGACGAGAGAUCCUUCACAAUCGCUGAGCGGAAUCAGCUGCGUUACGGCGAACACCCGCGAUAUAUCACCGAGUCCGAGUUGCAGUUCGAUUCACAUGCGAUCGGAGGACAGCAUCGCAAGUCCGCCGGAUACCCCGCGAAAAGAAAUCGACUCCCAAGACAGUCCGCGUAAGGUGUCUCAGGCUCAAACUCAAACGAGUCCCGAAAACGCCACCACGACCACCGCUAUGAAAGGUCAUUUCAAUAUCGGAGCCGUGGGGAGUAAAGAAGAACGUCUUUCGCCGAAACUGAAUCGCAAGGAUCACGGCAAGGGUCUUAAAACAAGAUUCAAACGAGCAAUGUCUCCGGCCAACGCUCAUCAAACACCGAGUACCAGUCACGCGAUAAAUUUGAACAAAGAGAAGGUAAAAGAAGCCAUCAGUCCGUCGGUCGCCGAAUGUUUGAGGGCGGUAUUCGCGGCUUAUUUGUGGCACGAGGGUAUAGUCCACGACGCGAUGGCGUGCGCCAGUUUUCUCAAGUUUCAUCCGGGUCUGCCUAAACAGGGCGCUCUGGUUGUCACGAGACAGUCGGUCGUACAAACGAACGAUAAGCAGAAGCAAGAAUUGACGAAAGAACAGAAGGCGAGACAAAGACAUUCCGUGGAAGUGAGCAACGCCGGUAAUUAUUUGCACAUACAACCGAGCACACUCGAAACGUUGACCAGAUCGGCGGCGAACGCCAACGCCAACAGAAGUCGAAAGAAGCAAGAGAACGUCAUAAGGGAGGAAGGUGAAGCAAACAAAUUGACAGCUCUGCCGGAAUUUCUGACUGUCGCGAUACUCCCGCCGGCGUUGAAGUGCCUGGUAUUCCUCUGGGAAGAAUUGAGCACCAAUUGUCUCCAGGUGAUAAAUCAACAGAACGUCGUUCAGAGUCCGGUGACUCACGUGCAGACCAUAAAGCUGACGAAAAAAUCAUCCCUCGAUAAAACCGCGAAAGAGGACAAGACGAAGGACAAGGAGAAGAAGACCGGUAGGAAGAAGAAAGAGUGGAAACCGGUGGGACAGUCGAACGCCGGCGAUAGUUUGUGCGGAAUCGAAAGGGAGACGACGUGCGAACUUUGCGGUUCGAUGUUUCCGCACCCGGUCACGUACCACAUGAAAAUGAUGCACCCCGGUUGCGGAUGGCACGCGGGUGGAAAGGGUUACAACAGCGGCGGUAAUUACUGCGUCGGUUGGGCGGGAAAUUGCGGGGACGGCGGUGUAGGCGGUAGCUCCUGGUAUCUGAUCUGCGACACUUGUCGGGAGAAGUAUUUGAAAACGAAGAAAAAUAAACUGACGAAAAAAUUGGUCAGCGGAGUGACCAGGAGAAAAGGAACGAUGAACAGAAUCAUGUCGCCGAUAAAUAGCCCCAGCAGAAACGAGACGCAUAUAAUCAUGAAAAACAACGCGAUGUUCUUGCUGGACUUAGCGAGCGCUUCCGGGUUGAGCAUUCCGAAACAACAGAGGAGACCGUCGCAGACGUUGUCGUCGGUCGCUGAAAAUUACAGCCCGCCCGAACCAGCCGGACCGUUUCCACCGACCGGACCUUUUCAAUGCCUUCAAGCCCUCGGCAUUCACAACUCUCAGAGUCACGACGAGAGAUAUUACGAGGAAACGCUGAGAAGACACAGCGGACAGCAGAACCCGUACGAAGGGAACACCUCGUUCAACGGUAGCAACGGAAGGCCAUUGUCCGAAUGUCCCGUGAGCGACAGCGACAGCGACAGCGGCAAAGGGAGAGGAAUGUUCCACCGAUCCGUUUCCAUGUCUACCGGAGCUCCGUGGGCGCGAAACAGCAACGACGGCAGAGUAGUUAUGAUGCGUAAAAGGAACAACAGCAGCAGUGAGAUGAACAACGAUGGUGGUUCGUCGCUGCUGUGUUAUCCGUCGGCAGCGCUGCAGAAAUUGGUGCCUUCCAUAGAUCAGUCCGCAAUCGUUUCGACCAGUCAAGCGGAAACGGCGAACAACGUCAAAGUGGAAAUACUCAGGCGACCGGUUAUGUCGUUUGUCUUGCAUCAGCACAAUUUGCAGUAUCUCCAACUCGCCAUGAAGCAAGCGUUGCGACGCGCCGCAUGUCGCGUUUACGCCAUGCAAGCGUUGAACUGGCUCUUGAGAAGCGUAACGCAGCCUAUUUGUUUGCACGAUUUACUCUGGUGGUUUUUAUCAUCUCUCACGCCGGUUACACCGGACACGCUCGAUGUCAGCGAAGAUGAUAACCGAAUAGAUAAAAAGGAAGACCAUGACAUGAUCGGGGUCUGCGAACAUCCGUUGAGCGAUUUGGUUGUUGCCGGUGAGGCGGCGAAUCCUCUUCCCGCUGCAUUCCAUACCCUGUUGCAAACCAUUGCCGAUCUCAUGCUUCUGCCGCCGCCAGGAUCGCCGUUACAACAAGCAGCGGUGAGGUGUUGGGGAAUUCGAUUCACACCUGCCGAUCACACGUUUCUCCAUCGGAGUCACGUGUUCAGUAAUAUCAGUAAAAUUCUGUCUCGUUCGGAAGAGGAGGAAGACGUGAAUAUGAGCAUGCACGAGAGCCACCAGUCGACGUUCUCCCAGCAUAUAACGAGCUCUGUCGAGGCGUUGAAAGAUUUGACGACCGGAGUUGAUAUCAAAGUAUCGAGCAGACAAGCAAUGAUAGGCAAUCUGACGGAUAAUUCGACGGAGACAUUUUGGGAAUCCGGUGACGAAGAUCGAAACAAAACUAAAACCAUAACGAUCAUCUGCGGCGCGCACUCGUAUCCGCGAAUGAUUUACAUUCAUAUCGAUAACUGCAGAGAUCUGGCGAACAAAGUUGCGAGCGUCACUUUUCAAUCCGGACCAAACGUUGACGAGCUCUUCAAACUCAGAACUGUCGAUGUUGAAAGCAGAUCAGCCGGCUGGGUCAGUUGCCCGGUAACAGACGCGAGACACGUCGUCGUUCGACUUGGAUUGAAAGGCCCCGACAAUUCGUUGAGGCUUCGUCAGAUACGAAUUUUAGGCGACAUAGAAGGAGAAUCCCUGAAAAUCGGAAAGCAACACAGCGCAACGACGAUCCAACAGAGAAAUUGCGAAACUGAGACGUUGAAAGUGUUUCGUUUGAUAACUUCGCAAGUCUUCGGCAAGCUGAUACAAGGAGAACAGCCGCAACCCGAAGCUGCUGACAUCAGCAACGAAGCUUUGGAGGAAAGUAACGAUCUGCGGGAACACAUGGUCGGCAUUCUAUUCAGUCGUAGUAAAUUGACUCAUCUUCAGAAACAAGUAUGCGCUCACAUCGUUCAAGCUAUACGCAAAGAAGCGACUCGUCUCAGAGAAGAAUGGGAAGCGCUCUUGUGCUCCGCGACCCCCGUGAACAGUCUGAUGAGCGACGGAAGCGAUCUACCGAAGGCCGCGGACACCUACUGUUUCGAAAUGUUGUCGAUGGUUUUGGCGCUAAGCGGAAGUGCGGUAGGAAGAAAUUAUCUGUCUCAUCAGUACGGUUUACUCAGGGACUUGUUGAGCCUUCUCCACACCGGUUCCGCCCGAGUACAAAGACAGGUGACGUCGUUGUUGAGGCGAAUGCUGCCGGAAAUCAAACCGUUGGCCCUGGCAAGUGUGGUGAACGUCGAGCAUUUGCCACCCCCCGAUUUCAGCAUAGUGUCGGUUUCGAACAAAGGACACGUUCAGUCCACCGAAUUCGACGAACACGAUCCGGGGAUCCUCGACGUUUUCCUGAGUUGCAUCGCCAAAGCUUUGACCGUACAGGUCAAAGUCAAGGGAAAAGAGAACAGCGGCAAGGCUCUGCAGACCGUUUCCUUAGCCACGAGUAUUCAUCCGAAAAAUGACAUCGGCACCAGAUGGUGGCUGAGAGGAUGCAUGACGAGAAAAUUAGCCGAAGUUAUCAUACAGCUGUUGAAGGAUAUGGCGGUGGGCAAGAUAUCGGAAGCCUGGGCCGCUGUCACGAAAGCCGCGAUAGCCGAAAACAUAUUGAAUCUCACCAGACUCGACGAAAAAAGUCGCGACCCCAACGAAUGUCUUCACACGCCGACGUUGUGGCUGGCACUCGCUUCGCUCUGCGUAUUGGACAUCGAUCACGUCGAAAGACUUUCUUCGGGACAAUGGAGCGCGGCCGACGGUCAUCCGCCGCCACCCAGGCCGACUUGCAGCAAUCACGACGACGACGAGACGAACGCGAUAAUACAGUGCAACGUAUGCGGAAAUCUGUGCGCCGAUUGCGACCGUGUUCUCCAUUUGCACAGACGGACGCGUUUGCACGUCCGACAAGUAUGCAAGGAAGAGGAAGAAGCGAUUCGCGUCGAUCUCCACGAGGGAUGCGGUCGAACGAAAUUAUUCUGGGUCCUCGCUCUCGCCGACAGCAGGACUCUGAAAGCCUUGGUGGAAUUCCGCGACGGUUCCCCGAGUAAACCGGUCGGUUCGACGUCGGGCGUGUGCCGUUUUUGCGGUACCACGGGGAACACGGGGCUACUGGCCAUCGGAAAUAUCUGUUCCGAUCACGAGUGCCAGGAACAUUCUAAGAACGCUUGCAGCAAGGUACACACCUGCGGACACGUUUGCGGUGGCGUGCGAAACGAACGACCUUGUCUGCCCUGUCUGCACAGAUGUUUGCCCGGAUCCGACCUGAAACAGGACGCCGACGACAUGUGCAUGAUUUGUUUCACCGAGGCUUUAUCAUGCGCACCGGCCAUCCAACUGCAAUGCGGCCACGUAUUUCAUCUGCACUGUUGUCGCAACGUUCUGCUGAAACGUUGGGUCGGACCGCGAAUCACCUUCAGCUUUUCUCUGUGCCCUAUUUGCAAACAACCGAUGGAUCAUCCGGGACUCGCCGAACAACUCGUCAGCGUCAAAGUUCUCUACGAAGACGUCAGGAGAAAGGCUCUGAUGAGAUUGGAGUACGAAGGACUGCACAAGGCCGAGGCAGUAGUUGCGCCGGGUGCGCGUUACCAUCAGGAUCCAGCGGCUUACGCGAUGGAUCGUUACGCUUACUACGUUUGCUACAAAUGUCAGAAGGCUUAUUACGGUGGUGAAGCGAGAUGCGACGCUCAAUUGGGCGGUGAGACUUUCGAUCCGACCGAAUUGGUCUGCGGCGGAUGCAGCGACGUCGCCAGGGCCCAGAUGUGCCUCAAACAUGGUGCUGAUUUUCUCGAAUACAAGUGUCGUUACUGUUGCUCGGUAGCGGUAUUCUUCUGCUUCGGGACAACGCAUUUCUGCAACACAUGCCACGACGACUUUCAGCGAGUCACCAAUAUUCCCAAGAUCGAACUGCCGUCUUGCCCUGCCGGACCAAAAGCGAAGCAGUUGGAGGGAGACGAAUGCCCGUUACACGUAAAACAUCCACCUACCGGUGAAGAAUUCGCUUUGGGAUGUGGCGUUUGUCGUACCGCGCACACCUUCUAAAUUUACUGUCCACACUUUAUUAAUAAUUUAUUACACCUCGAACGGUAGACGACACAAUCGAGCAUCGAACCUCCGAUGAAGUUCCGAGCGACCUAGUUUUUAAUAGUCUCUCUAAUUACGAUUGAUGAUCGUUAAUCGUUAUGGAAUGCCGCGGUUUAGCUAUACUAGUCCAAUUCCGGAAACAAAGGUCACUUUUUUUCAGUGUACAUUCGUAUCCAGCAGACUCGAUGUAUUCCUCCUGAGAUAUUCGCCAGAUUCGAAAUGAUUUCGGAGGAUGUCUUCGAACAAAGUAGAACACCUGAUCACCCAACGGUCUGCUUAAUACGAGCGGAGACGGCCCCGUAAGGGUUUCUUCGCGCGAUGGGGUGACACGCAUUAAUUUAAACAACGCGUGAUUUGAGCCGGAUAACGCGAGUUGCGAUUUUUUGUAACAUGAUGUGUAGAACGAAGAAGUGGAUAACUGAAUUUAAUCAAGUGCACUAAUAAAAUUAUUUAUUAUUCUUAUGAAUAAUCUUUAUAUUAUGUAUACAUAUAAAUAAAAUAUAGGAUAGGUACACGAAGGAGGAGAGGGUAUUCAUGAAUUCUAUAAAUUAUGCAAGGAUACGUUUGAACGAAGAAGAAAAAAAAAAAAAAUUUGAACAAAGUUGAAUGAAUUAGUAAAUAAAAAAUCAUUACGAACAUCCAUAAAAGAAAAAAAAAUUAAAAAUUAAAGAAUUGUAAUCGAAAUUGUAAACAAACAUUAAUUCAUUAUCGAUAAAUAUAUAAAUAUUUUAUGCGAUCUUUAAAAAAAAAAAAAAAAUUUAAAAUAACGGAAAUAAAAGUUGUGAGUGUGACUUAUAGGGCGUAAUGAUGAUAAUGAUGGGAUGAAAAAAAAAAAAAUUUCAUUUACCUAUCGUGUGAGUCAAACUUGAUCUUCGGAUAUGACAUAGUUACAUACCUGCACGUACUCAAGAAAAUGUCAUAGGUAAUUGUCUUAUACAUAUUAAGAUGAACGCAUGCUGUAUUUUUUUUUUAAUUUAUUUCGGCACUUGAGUUGUUUUUUCUUUUCUAAUUUUUUGUUUUCUCGUUAUCUCCGAACAUUCUCGUGCAUUCGUUGUCUUGAAACAAUUUUAUUUAUUACCAUUAUUUUCUAUAACAUAAUUGAUAAUAUCUGAUUGCAAAACUUGAAUUGUAAGUAGGUAUUUCGUUUGGUGCCAUGAUUGAAUUGUUCAUUCCGAUGAUAUAUUAAAUAAAUGGGUACUUUGAUUAUCUCGUAAA
Athalia rosae (coleseed sawfly) is the source of this 15658-nucleotide messenger RNA. It is a transcript of the gene hiw, whose product is annotated as E3 ubiquitin-protein ligase MYCBP2. Gene Ontology annotation, cellular component: nucleus. The coding region runs from base 317 to 14401 and encodes 4694 amino acids. NCBI's taxonomy places the organism in Eukaryota, Metazoa, Arthropoda, Insecta, Hymenoptera, Athaliidae. The transcript has 52 exons. The record is from RefSeq and is a predicted model, not a curated record.